AUGUCUAACUCUGUCCCUGUUGCCAACGCCUUGAGCGACAUUUAUCCUCAGGAUGCGCUCGCUGAACAAGGACCGCGAUGGAACAACCUCCUCACCAAGUUUGAGUCCACCUACGGCCAUGCUGCUUCCUUCGUCGCUCGCUCCCCUGGACGAGUAAACAUCAUUGGAGAGCACAUUGACUACUCUCUGUACUCGGUGCUGCCCAUGGCCAUCACCGCUGACACCCUCCUCGCUGUCUCUGCUACACCUGCCGCCAGCGACGCCAAGUCGUUUCGCAUUCGCAUUGCCAAUGUGGAGGACGACAGGUUCGAGGCCGCAGACUUUGAGGUCCCCUUUGAUGGCGAAGUUUCGAUCGACGCAACUAAGCUUGAAUGGACCAACUACUUCAAGAGUGGUCUGAGAGGUGUGAUGGAUCUGCUCAGGAAGAAGCAUGGCAAGGAUUUUAAGCCAUGUAAUAUGGAACUUCUUAUGGAUGGUACUGUCCCUGUUGGCGGAGGACUAAGCUCUAGCGCUGCUGUCGUCAGCACAAGUUCGCUGGCCAUCAUGUUGGCCAAUGGCGAGAAGACGGUGGACAAGACUGAGUUGACCGAGCUUGCCAUUGUGAAUGAGCGUGCUGUGGGAGUCAACUCGGGAGGCAUGGACCAAGCAGCCUCGGUCUUUUCUGAGAAGGGCGCGGCUACCUUUGUCUCAUUCAACCCGAGCCUGAAAGCCCAACCUGUCCACUUCCCUCCCACAAACCCUGAAAUCACAUUUGUCAUUGUGCAAUCUUUCGUUACAUCAAACAAGCAGGUCACUGGCCCCAUCCACUACAACCUACGCGUAGUCGAGUGUAGCAUUGCCGCAUCCUACCUCAACGCCGUCCUCAACCCCCCCGGAACUCUGCUUCCGGAGGAUGCAGGGCCCCUGGGAGUUAGUCUCGGAGGUUUCCAUGAUACUUUCUUUUACCACCUGAACGGCUCAGAUUACUCCGCCGCCAAGACACUUACCAAGGAGGAGGAACUGGAGAAGCUAAUCGAGAUUACCGAAAAGACACUUACACAAGAGGAGGGCUAUACGAGGGAGGAGGUUGCCAAGGUACUGAAUGUUACAGUAGAGGACCUGGAGAAGCGCUUCAUGUCCAAGCUCCCCGUGCGUGCCGAACGCUUCAAGCUGCGCCAGCGUGCCCUGCACGUCUUUCGAGAGGCUCACCGCGUUAUUCGUUUUAUGAAGCUCCUCGAGAACCCUGUUCACACUGGCGCCUCGGAUACGACCAAGUUCAACACAGAACUAGGCUCGCUAUUGAACGAGACGCAAGCAUCAUGCCGCGACCUUUACGAGUGCAGCUCCCCUGAGUUGGAUGAGAUCUGUGCCAUCUCUCUUCGGGAAGGCUCGUACGGAGCGCGAGUGACUGGUGCUGGAUGGGGAGGUUGCAGUGUGCACAUGGUGCCGGCGGAUAAAGUAGCGGCAGUGACUCGCGCCCUGGAAAAGGAGUAUUUUGCCAAAAGGGACCUUACGGAAGAUCAGAAGAAGGGGUCAGUGGUGGUGAGCAGGCCGGCGACAGGAAGUGCCAUCUACUACGUCCAAAACGGUGUGAAGCCGUGA
Molecule: messenger RNA, 1581 nt
Organism: Fusarium pseudograminearum CS3096
Lineage: Eukaryota; Fungi; Ascomycota; Sordariomycetes; Hypocreales; Nectriaceae
Exons: 2
Coding region: 1-1581 (526 amino acids)
Biological process (GO): carbohydrate phosphorylation; galactose metabolic process
Cellular component (GO): cytoplasm; cytosol
Molecular function (GO): ATP binding; galactokinase activity
Source: RefSeq, a predicted model, not a curated record